Carya illinoinensis is the source of this 543-nucleotide messenger RNA. RefSeq lists its product as uncharacterized. Bases 90 to 431 code for a protein of 113 amino acids. The transcript is spliced from 2 exons. NCBI's taxonomy places the organism in Eukaryota, Viridiplantae, Streptophyta, Magnoliopsida, Fagales, Juglandaceae. The record is from RefSeq and is a predicted model, not a curated record.
ACCAUAUACAUAUGUGUGUCUAUAUAUAUGUAUGAUCAUUCUCUCCAAAGUCCCAAAACGUUUCCACCAUCUUCACAACCCCAAAAUCAAUGAAGUUCUUCAGGUCAUGUUACCGUCCCAAAGGCACCCCUGCGCCGCAUCAGGAGGAAGCCAACACCAACGCCUAUGUGUCGCUCACCUUGCCUUCCUCCAGGCGCAAUAGGCGGACUGCAGGUCCCAAGUCCGCGUCUGCUAAGCAUUGGAGGCCAGCGCUUUCGAUGAUAUCCGAGGACAAAGUCGACGAAAACGGAGAACGGGUAUCGGGAAAUAAAUUUUAUUGUAAACCUAGAUCGCUGCCCAAUUCUCGCUCUCUCACUUACAGAGACGAGUUCAGGAACAACUCCAUGCCGAUUUUCUUUCCAGCAAUCUCACCCACUCCGUUUAUGUUCUGAGUUCGAUUGGGGGUCCUUCUUUCUUUCUGUUUUGCUUUAUAUACUGUACAUUGGUAUUGUGGAUGGAUUAAUAUAAAGCAAUAAUAUUUUAUAAAUUCCGUUUUCUUGUGUA